Parnassius mnemosyne (clouded apollo) is the source of this 1413-nucleotide messenger RNA. NCBI's taxonomy places the organism in Eukaryota, Metazoa, Arthropoda, Insecta, Lepidoptera, Papilionidae. The record is from the annotation of a GenBank genome assembly.
AUGUCGGACAAGGGGGAACCUCCCCCAACACGCCGUAAACCACCUGAUAGGCGUCCGGGAGUACUCGACAGGCCCCUCAUGGAGCGAGACCUCUUCGCUCCUGAGAGAUCUAGAGUGCUCCCACCUUACAGCCAACUCCCGAGGCGAAUAGGCAGUAUACCGGCGCCCGGCGCCGCGCUCGGCGCAGGUGAAGCUGUGUCUUCACCGAGCGCAGAACUGGCUCCAUUACCACGCCGGAGCCUAGCCUCGCGGAGACGUACACCUCCUGAGAUAGAACAAGACCAGCUGCAAGAGGAGAAAAGGCUGAGAGCCGGAUCAGACUCACUAUCUGAUUCGGCAUCGCCUUCUGCCUCUGCCACACCACCUGAGAUACAAGCCCCACAACCUGUGGUAAGACAUAACAGACCGCCUAACUCACCGUCUCCAACCACCUCUCCGGCCUGCACCGCUGACAUGCAGGAUUUCGGUGAGGAAGACCCGGAAGGAGAGAGAGAGUGGGACAAUACGUCCUACGCCACUCUAGCCCCACUUCAAGACUCCCAACCUGUAAACCAGGAGCCCAUACCUGGUCCAUCUUCAGCGCCAGACUCUUAUGCGCAAAUUGCGAGGUCAGCGCCACCAUCACCUCCACCACCACCUGCACAGAAAGAACAACAGCCAGGGGAACCUCCCCCAACACGCCGUAAACCACCUGAUAGGCGUCCGGGAGUACUCGACAGGCCCCUCAUGGAGCGAGACCUCUUCGCUCCUGAGAGAUCUAGAGUGCUCCCACCUUACAGCCAACUCCCGAGGCGAAUAGGCAGUAUACCGGCGCCCGGCGCCGCGCUCGGCGCAGGUGAAGCUGUGUCUUCACCGAGCGCAGAACUGGCUCCAUUACCACGCCGGAGCCUAGCCUCGCGGAGACGUACACCUCCUGAGAUAGAACAAGACCAGCUGCAAGAGGAGAAAAGGCUGAGAGCCGGAUCAGACUCACUAUCUGAUUCGGCAUCGCCUUCUGCCUCUGCCACACCACCUGAGAUACAAGCCCCACAACCUGUGGUAAGACAUAACAGACCGCCUAACUCACCGUCUCCAACCACCUCUCCGGCCUGCACCGCUGACAUGCAGGAUUUCGGUGAGGAAGACCCGGAAGGAGAGAGAGAGUGGGACAAUACGUCCUACGCCACUCUAGCCCCAAUUCAAGACUCCCAACCUGUAAACCAGGAGCCCAUACCUGGUCCAUCUUCAGCGCCAGACUCUUAUGCGCAAAUUGCGAGGUCAGCGCCACCAUCACCUCCACCACCACCUGCACAGAAAGAACAACAGCCAGCAGAGACCGAAUUAGGCGCCUUUAAUAGAAUACCAAAUCAGACACAUACAAAAAACCAGAAGACCAACCAUCCCGAUUUAUCGGCAACAAGCACCGACCCAUAG